Yarrowia lipolytica CLIB122 is the source of this 1152-nucleotide messenger RNA. RefSeq lists its product as uncharacterized. The record is from RefSeq and is a predicted model, not a curated record. Gene Ontology annotation, molecular function: protein binding. NCBI's taxonomy places the organism in Eukaryota, Fungi, Ascomycota, Dipodascomycetes, Dipodascales. Gene Ontology annotation, cellular component: tRNA methyltransferase complex; cytosol; nucleus. Gene Ontology annotation, biological process: RNA (guanine-N7)-methylation; tRNA modification.
AUGAAGCAUCCUUAUCACAUCGUGUCUCUUUCUCCUGACGGAAAGACCAUGUACGCCGCUGCUGCGCGACAGGUGGAUCGAAUCUGCCUCGAGACCGGCGAGUGCAAGUCCACUGUCGUUGAGGAGUCUGCCACUCGAACAACCACCAAAACCGGAGAUAAGCCUGCUGCUGCCAAACGAACCAAGUACCUGCCUACGUCUGUGUCUCAUGUCAGAUCUCUGCAACUUUCCAAGGGCGGAAAGUAUCUGCUGGCCACCACAGACGAGACCAAGUCUCUUGUUCUGCUUGAUCCCACAACCCUUGAAGUGAUCAAGAAGGUGCAAUACCCCAAGAGACCCAGCGCUGUCGCUACUGACAAGGAGGAUCUGAACAUUGUUCUUGGCGACAAGUUCGGAGACGUGUACGGAGAGUCUGUGGAGGAUCUGCUCAAGGUGGAGGGAGAACUCAAAGACGAGCCUGUGCUGGGCCAUGUCUCCAUGCUCACAGCUCUGGAGCUGGGCUACGACUCCAAGGAUCGACCUUACGUCAUUUCUGCCGACCGAGACGAGCACAUUCGAAUCAGUCGGUUCCCCGCUUCCCACGUCAUUGAGCAGUUCUGCUUUGGCCACCAGCAGUUUGUCUCCAGCCUGUUGAUCAACGAUCUCGAUGCCUCCAUUCUCUUCUCUGCCGGUGGAGAUGACGAGAUCUUUGUGUGGGACUGGCUCAAUGGCAAGCAGCUGCAGAAGCUGUCUCUGCGAGAGCACGUCGAGAGCUACCUUAACGAGGCCCACAUUUAUGUCGACAAGAAGGGCGUUGCUACCACCCACAAGGAGAUCACAGUGUCUUCUCUGCAGCAGAUCAAGGACACUCCUUACCUGCUCGUCAACGUCGAGAGCACCAACGCUAUUAUUGUGCUCAAGAUUGUCGACAACAAGCUGGAGGUUGCCUCUGUCUUCGCCACUGAGGCUCAUGUCAUUUCUUUCAGCGUGGCUGGCAACCUCCUGGUGACCUCUGAAGUUGGCUCUGAGGGAGUCAAGGCAUACACCAUCACCGACGGAGUCGUGACCAAGAGUGACAAGGAGAUUCCCUUUGGCUCUUGCGAGUACGAGGACGAUUCCGAGCUCAUUUCUCUCUUCAGCACCAAGUCGUUGCGAAAGCGAGGAGAGUUCUAA